Molecule: messenger RNA, 369 nt
Organism: Paracoccidioides lutzii Pb01
Exons: 3
Coding region: 1-369 (122 amino acids)
Source: RefSeq, a predicted model, not a curated record
AUGGCUAUCCCCGAGGAGCCAGAAACUUAUUCGGUCCCACGGGAGGCAAGCAUGAUUGUGUCCGCGUUGAAGGCAUUCGAAGGCAACUUGCUGAAUGUGCUUCUAGAGCGGAAGUACGGGCAUGGAACCCCGGGACAUUACAAUAAACACGUUACUCUAUACCAUUUGCUGAAUUUAAGCAUGGCGCCUCCCAGCGUCCUUCUUUUUGAACCUGCAGCCUACAACGGAUCCUCCAUGCUGGUGGCCAGGGAUCUCCCAGACAUCGGCACGGAGACCUCUGGCAGGUCUCAAACCGUCGUUGUUACCCGAGUGAUUGCUGCUCCCACAAUUACUCCAGGGCUAGCCGAGUUAGGAACCAGCGUAAUGUGA